Molecule: messenger RNA, 2155 nt
Organism: Momordica charantia (bitter melon)
Lineage: Eukaryota; Viridiplantae; Streptophyta; Magnoliopsida; Cucurbitales; Cucurbitaceae
Product: LOW protein: PPR containing protein
Molecular function (GO): mRNA binding; protein binding
Source: RefSeq, a predicted model, not a curated record
GAUUUCUCCCGACGGAGAUAGGAGCAGGGUGAAAUGUAAAAUCUUGUUUCCUCACCCGCCAACGAUCGUCCUCUCACGGUCCAGUUAUCGCCAAUGGAGCCUCACCUUCAUCUUCGCGACGCCUCAAUCCUCCGCUCCUGCAGAGUCGAUUCAAUGGCUUCCAUCGGUCCCACUCGGUCCUUCAUCUCUUCUUCCCGCGCCCCGUCGCUUAAGCGGAGUUCCGACCAGGCUUCUGAUAAUGGCCUACAGAGAGAUCCGAAGAAGGGUCUGUCUCGAAUUCUCAGGAAAGACGCUGCUAUUAGAGCUAUAGAGCGGAAAGCCAACUCCAAGAAGUACAAUAAUCUGUGGCCCAAAGCUGUUCUGGAGGCUCUCGAUGAGGCUAUUCAGGACAAUCUCUGGGAGACUUCUCUUAAGAUUUUUGGACUACUUCGCCAGCAACGAUGGUAUGAACCAAGAUGCGAAACGUACACAAAAUUGUUGAUGAUGCUGGGUAAGUGCAGGCAACCUGAACAAGCAAGUUUGCUGUUUCAAAUUUUGUUGUCUGAGGGGUUGAAACCCUCUAUUGAUGUUUACACUGCUCUCGUUAGUGCUUAUGGUCGAAGUGGCCUCCUUCACAAGGCCAUUUCAAUAGUAGAUGAAAUGAAAUCAGUUUCUGACUACAAGCCAAAUAUACAUACAUAUUCAAUUCUCAUUGACUGUUGCACAAAACUCCGUCGGUUUGAUCUUCUGAAGGGCAUACUUACUGAUAUGUCAUACCUUGGAAUUGCUUGUAAUACGGUCACUUACAAUACUAUAAUUAAUGGAUUUGGAAAAGCUAAAAUGUUUGAGCAAAUGGAAAGCUUGUUAUUGGAAAUGAUUGAAAGUGGUAGCUGCCAUCCAGAUUUGAUUACAUUCAAUUCUUUAAUAAAAGCUUAUGGAAAUAGUGAGCAGAUUGAGAAGAUGGAGAAGUGGUAUAAUGAAUUUCAGCUGAUGGGAAUCAGACCAGACGUUUGGACAUUCAAUACUAUGAUUAGCUCAUAUGGGAAAGCUGGAAUGUAUGACAAGAUGGUGUCUGUUUUGAAUUUCAUGGAAAACCGCUUUUUCUCUCCAACAGUUGUUACUAUGAAUACAAUCAUUGAUGUGUUUGGAAGAGCUGGAAAUAUUGAGAAGAUGGAAGAAUACUUCAAAAACAUGAAACAUCAGGGAAUGAAGCCCAACUCUGUGACUUACUGUUCCCUUGUUAAUGCUUAUGGUAAAUCUGGUAAUAUUGAGAAAGUUGAAUCGAUUUUGAGGCAAAUCGAAAAUUCUGAUGUGGUACCAGAUACGCCCCUUUUUAACUGCCUUAUUAAUGUGUAUGGCCAAGCUGGUGAUGUGAAAAGGAUGGGAGAAUUGUUCUUGAAAAUGAAAGAGAAUAAAUGUGUGCCGGACAACAUUACAUUUGGUACAAUGAUUCGGGCAUUAAAUGCUCAAGGCAUGACCGAGGCUGCUCAAAGAUUGGAGAAUAAGUUGCUUGCCACCAGAGAUGACAAGUGAGGUGGGCACGGAGAGAAAACCUGGCUUGACAAGAAAACAGUGCUUAACACUUCCCUAGUGGGGAAGACCCACAAUGCUGCCACCGAGGGCAUGGUUUUUUAAGGGAUCUCUGUCUUCAUUAGAGCAAGCCAUACUUCUCAAUUCAUUAGGUAGACUUUGUUCAUUAAUCGGAACUGUCACAAUACAAAUUUAAACCUAAGAUUCCCAUAUUGUUUCUUUUGUUAUUACUCGCUUGUUUGAUUAUAAAUGGUUUCCCUGUUGGAUAACACUUUUCACAACCAAGUUUUGUGAAUAUUCAGGCUCAAAGUAGAUCGCAAAUCUAGCAAAAGUUUGUGUUUUGUGAAGCGGCAAUGAAUAUCUUUCACUGCAAGGAAAGUUUCUUGAUGGUCUUUUUCGUUGACAUGUAAGCGCACCAUUUUCUGUUCUUUAUCUAAUUGGCGCAAAGAAUUUCUUAUGAGUUACGAUAGAGACUGUAAUGUGUACAAUCCCAGAAGUCACCUCUCAUUUCAAUUGUUUGCAUAAAAAUGCAGAAUGCUAUUGGUUUAAGGAUGAGACCAACUCUGCCUGUAACCAAAUCUAAAUUUUUCCAGUUAUAGUUGCAUUCGUGACACCGUAUAACAGUAUACUUUUAUGUUUGCACUUA